This is a messenger RNA of Trichoderma gamsii, 2301 nucleotides long. RefSeq lists its product as hypothetical. The transcript is spliced from 4 exons. NCBI's taxonomy places the organism in Eukaryota, Fungi, Ascomycota, Sordariomycetes, Hypocreales, Hypocreaceae. The record is from RefSeq and is a predicted model, not a curated record. Bases 1 to 2301 code for a protein of 766 amino acids.
AUGGCAGAACUCGAUAUGGAUGUCGACUUGGCGCCGCCAAUGAAAUUCGACGAGCAUGUGGACGAGGAUCUGAUUGAUUACGAUAUCGACACAACGGAGGACCAUAGCCGCGAGCAGUUUUCAUCUCACCAAGAUGAGCACACUUCGGGUGCGCCAGAACGCGUACUUCCAGUUGAAGGCAUGGAAGGCGCCGAUUCGAGAUACACCGAAGUUGGACAAGCCGAAGAGAUAGUCCAGCUUUCGGAAGUGAGCCACCCGCAGGGCGACAUGGGCUUUGAACACGCUGAAGCUGUGGCGCAAUCACACCAAGAUUCGGAAGCGUACGCCUCGACGCAUCAUGAUAAAGAUACUGCUCUGGAAACGGAGCAAGCAAAAGACUUCCAUGAGAGCCAUGGAAACGCAAAUACUGGUGACAUAGUUGGUACCGAGGCAGAGCACGCUGUAGAUGAGAUUGAUUAUGAAGACGAAGAUGCUACAGUUACACAAGGUUCCCCCAAGAAGCCGGACGAUGCAAACGGUGGCGUGCACGAGGGUCACUCAAAUGACGACAUGACUGCCGCAGAAAUUGUCGCCAGUACCACCACAGCGGUGCCGGCUAGCCUUCCUCCAGCAGAAGCGCCCGUUGGUAGCUCCGAGGUGCCAGAGCCAGCAUCAAAAGAUGACGAAGAUGAGAUAACCUGGGAGAAUGACGGUGAAGAUGACGCAGAAAAGCAUGGCGAACAGGAAUCCGCAGCUGACUUUGAAGACACUGUCGCUACAUAUGACCACGCUGAGAAUGACCCAGACCAGCCAGCAUAUGAGCAGCAUUCUCACGCUACCGACUCAGACUAUGAUGCAGACGCCGUGGUAGAAGUUUCGGAAGAGAAGACGUCUCCGGCAUAUCAUCAAGACGAUUCGCCAUCGCAAGCAGAAGAGCAGGAUUCAGAAGCAGCUGAUUUCCCAGCAAUCACUGUGCAAUACAAAGGAGACGAAUUUCCAUUCUUUUCCCAAGCGAAAACUGAGGGUUUCUUUUCUGAUCUUUCGGUCUUGGAUCAGUCGAUGGAAUCAGUGCUUGUUGGAUUACGAUCAGAGCUGGAGAAUGAGAUUUCCGCACAAGAUGAACUUGUCUUUCAAGUUGAUGAACUUGGGCUCGAAUUUGCAGAGGCUACAGCGCAUAAUACGCUCACAAGCAUUACGCUGCGACAAGUGUUGGAGAUCUUUGACUUGCUAGUAAAGAAUCAAGAUCCUGAUAGCUCACGAACUCUAUACACGUACCUCUUCACGAGAUCGAGCGCUAGUAAACGAUUCGAUUUUCUGGCUGAGAGCGCUGCGGCUGGAAGAGGGCUUGAUGAAGUGAUUCAUCUUUUUGAGAAUCCGGUUGCACACCACCAUGCCCUUGCUGAAGCCGAGCAUGAGCAUGAUCAUGAUCAUGGCGAAGAUAGCGAAACUAACGAGGCUACGGAAAUUCAUGAGAGCGCCGAAGAUGAUGAUGAGAUUGAAGAAAAUGAAGGUGCGGAUGCCGAUACCGAAGAGUCCGAGGCUUCAGAAGAAGAUGAGGAAGAAGAGGAAGAGGAUGAAGAGGAGACUUCAGCCGCCGAGGAGCAACCUGUGGAAUCUGCAGAUCAGUAUGAGGACGAAGAAGAGGAAGAGGAAGAGGAAGAUGAAGAUGUCGGCGAAGACUUCAUGGCAGAGGCUGAAGACUUCAUCAGAGAUGCUGAGGAGAACGCGAACCAAGAAGGGGAGUAUAGUGAUGAUGCAGAAGAGAGCUACGAACAGCUUCAAGCUGUGGUUGUAGAGCCCGUAAAUCAUUCCGGGCAUGCAAAUGCAACUGCAGAGGCCGAUAACGCGCCAGAUGCAACGUAUUCAUACGAUGAUGAAGAUGAAGACGCUGACGCCAAUCCGUUCAUCCACCUCGAGAUGCAGGAGGCUAUGGUAGAUGACGGAGUUGAAAUUCAAUAUGAGGCCACGGCACAUGUGGAAGGGGGCAACGAAGACUCACACCAGCUUGCUAUGCAUCCAGUAGACGAAUUCAUAAACACCAAUGAGGCGGAAACCGGCACGACCAACACACUAGCCGACAAUGCAGAAGCCAUCUCUGCCCUGUUGGAUAUUGGCGCGGACCAAGGGCUGGAAGAGAUUACCAACGAGGAUCUAGCCUUUGAAGAUGAGAUGCCUGAAAUCGACUGGAGAGAUGAUCUAGACGCCCUUGACGAUGCCAAAGACGAGAUAGCCGGUGCAGACUCUGCCCUACCAAAACGGCGUCGCACCGAGGAUGAACAAGGCGUGGAAGACGAACAAGAUGCCAAACGCCGUCGGCCAUGA